CUUUGACCAUACAUUAUCAUCCAACUCAAGCGAACCUUGACCCUGUGGAUUUAAUGCUCUACACUACGGAAUGACAACAGCAGUGAGAAAAACUAUGUGUUUAAAUGUUUCCUCUUUCAGUUAGCUGCACGAGGUCCCAUGGAUAAAUGAGUUAAAGCUUUUCAACAUUUGAGGAAGGUACGUGGCCACAGACUGAAAUCAAGUGUGACAUCUGAAUCAAAAAUGUGUGUGUGCGCGCUUUUUAAACAUCCAUUUUGUUUUCCUGUAAGUUACUUUUUUCUUUCACGACAGAUGACGCAGAACAUGUUUCAGGAGGGGCUGUACCAAGUGUUUUUUAAAGAGACGCCCUCAACCCGCCAGCUGACCCAGGUUACCAGGCAUGGGGGGGUAAUUGAUGCCAGGAUCCAUCGUUGGUUUGGGACUGUGGUGAACACCAGACUUCUAGUUGCUGGGGUGGUGCAGAUCAUCAGUGCCUUAGCUUGCAUACUAACCACAGUCACAUAUGCAUGUGUGAGGUAUAACUGCUCUAUCUCCAUGACAACUCCAGUGUGGUCAAGCCUAUUUUAUAUGGUUGCUGGGUGUCUGGCAAUAGAGGUGCAGAGGAAAGCUAGUAAAUUAAAGAUCAUCGCUCUGAUGGCUCUGAAUGUCUGUAGUCUGCUGCUUGGCUUCUCUGCUCUCCUGGCCAACAGCCUCCGCUCUACACACCCUGUCGCACUCAGCACAAACCAACAGCGUGUUGGUUCAUAUGUUGCAAGGGGAAGCUCCAUAGCAUUUUCUGUAAAGUGUUUUCUGGCGUCACUCUACAUAAUUUUCCUGUCCUGGAGAGGCCUGCGUCGUUACAGUCCUCGCCAUGCUCAGACCUACAGCCGCCUCUCAGAGGAUCCAGAGGAAACCAACCAACAACUGGAACAAGUGGAAUUCAGUCUGUGAAGCUCAAAGCUCUGAAACAACACACUCCUGCUUGCACACCGUGUUGUAUAAACUUUUAGAAACAGUUACUGUUGUUGAUGAUCAGGGUCUGUAUUGCUAUGAAUGGCUUGUGCAAUCCCGAUUGAGGAAAUUGUUCUAGAGAUUGUGAAAUGAUGUAAUGUCACCUGACUGAUGGCUUGGUAUCACUUCUGCUUUGGGAUUCGCAAAAACUUGAAAUACACUUCCUCCAAACAAAGUGCAACAGCAAAGUUAAAACAUCGCCCAAAAUAAACAGCAUGUUAAACAAGCAAUGGUGUAGACAACACGCAGAAAUAACUUAUUAUAAUAAUUAUGCAUAUUAUAAUUAUAAAGCUAAAUUAAUGCAUGUUUUAACAGCUGAAAAAUUGUCAUUAUUUGACAGAGCAUUUGUAAAACUGCUGAUAGUUUUCACGACUUUCACAGAUGCUGCUCAGUGACCAGCACUAGAGGGCAGCAUUGCAACUGAUUUGAAAUGUUUUACAGUCUGACCUAUAAAUCUCGGUGUUAGAGGAUGAAACUGUUUCUCUUCAGCUGCCAAAUGUAAAGAUUUGAACAAGUAAGAGUUGUCUGCUGACUGCGCACUAGGUGCAAGAGAAUGUGUGAACAUUUCGAUCAGUUUAUAUUUUGACACCAAUAGACACACUUUAAUUGUUUAACAGUGAAAUGGAAUUUGACAAUAUAAAACAAAAAAAAAUAUGUAGCAAAAAUACAUAAAAAAUAUGUAACUGUGGUCUGUUGGUGAGGUAGCUGAUGGUCCAUGUA
Molecule: messenger RNA, 1710 nt
Organism: Chelmon rostratus (copperband butterflyfish)
Lineage: Eukaryota; Metazoa; Chordata; Actinopteri; Chaetodontiformes; Chaetodontidae
Gene: tmem253
Exons: 6
Coding region: 223-930 (235 amino acids)
Cellular component (GO): membrane
Source: RefSeq, a predicted model, not a curated record